This is a messenger RNA of Brugia pahangi, 276 nucleotides long. NCBI's taxonomy places the organism in Eukaryota, Metazoa, Nematoda, Chromadorea, Rhabditida, Onchocercidae. The record is from the annotation of a GenBank genome assembly.
AUGGCGGUGAUGGUGAUGAUUGUGGUUGGUAGUGGAAGAGAAAGAGGAAGAGAUGAUAGAAGUUCAGAAAAGUGGGAGGUUUUGAAGUCCGGAAUGAAGGAGCAGAAGCAGAAGAUGGAGCAAGCCAGAAAGAGACGGACGGACAACAUGACGACAUUGUGUCACCUUUUACCUCCCUGUGCCUCCCUCUUCAUCCUAACAGCAGCAUGGAUAAUUAUUUGCCUUAUUCGGGAGCAUCUGGGUUUGUCGUUGUUGGUGGGGUGCCUUGGUGACUGA